Molecule: messenger RNA, 703 nt
Organism: Setaria italica (foxtail millet)
Lineage: Eukaryota; Viridiplantae; Streptophyta; Magnoliopsida; Poales; Poaceae
Product: heavy metal-associated isoprenylated plant protein 47
Exons: 3
Coding region: 110-499 (129 amino acids)
Molecular function (GO): metal ion binding
Source: RefSeq, a predicted model, not a curated record
CUCGAUCAGUUGGUAGCCACCCACCCAAUUCUCCUCGGCUGAUAGACUGUGAUCUGUCGAUCGCGGCCGUAGUUCGGGCAAGCUUCUCGUCGAUCACCGUCGGGAGGCAAUGAAGAAAAAGAUCGUGAUCAAGGUGUGCAUGCCGUGCGAAAGGUGCCGGACCAAGGCCUUGAAGGUAGUCGCCAGAGCCGACGGGCUGAUCUCAGUGGCUAUCACCGGCGACGAGAAGCUGGAGGUGGUCGGCGACGGCGUCGACCCAGUCUGCCUGGUCAGGUGCCUGCGCAAGAAGAUCUGCUACGCCGAGAUCCUGCAGGUGGAGGAAGUGAAGGACAAGAAGGAGGAGGAGAAGAAGCCGGAGAAGCCCAAGAAGGCAGAGCAGCAGGCCGUGGUGGUGCACGCGCUGCCGCAGAGCUGCCCCGGCUACUGCUCCUGCCACCGCUGCCACCCGCCGUCGCUGAUGGUCUGCGAGGACGAUCGCAACAGUUGUGCCAUCAUGUAAAACUGUUAGUUGGGUAACGAGAAGUGGCAUCUUUAGUUUGAGGUUUCACUUGGUCCAUCUUAGCUUGCACAAAACGAGAAAAGUGAAAGUGAAAAAAAGGAACUAGUAUGUUCCCAGUGCUUGUAUGUGAGGCACCGGGCACGCCUUAAUAAGUACCUCUAGUCUGAUCUAAACUAUAUGAACGUGUGCUACAGUUGAUUCUUA